Molecule: messenger RNA, 716 nt
Organism: Lolium rigidum
Lineage: Eukaryota; Viridiplantae; Streptophyta; Magnoliopsida; Poales; Poaceae
Product: heavy metal-associated isoprenylated plant protein 39-like
Exons: 3
Coding region: 258-716 (152 amino acids)
Molecular function (GO): metal ion binding
Source: RefSeq, a predicted model, not a curated record
GCGGUUUUAACACCAAAUCGCAGAAUCUUGUAGUAUUAAGAAACGAGUUCAGUAGAGUACAAUGAUUAGCUUAAUCGCAAGUUGCAAGAUUAUGCUCCUAGGUAUGAAGACCAAGUCCCGGUAAAUACGGCAGUUGGUGAGUUGACUGCCACCUUAUAUAAACGGAUUGGAAGUGGACAGCCUCUGCAGAACUUCAGAAAACGUCGCUUGCUCUGCUCACGCAAGAGUCUCCGUCAUACGCUCACAGCUAGCUCAAAAUGUCCAAGAAGAUUGUGAUCCGAGCUGACCUCAUCAGCAAGAAGUGCAUGGCCAAGAUCCUGUCAACUGUUGCCAAGCUCGAGGAGAUCAAGUCCAUUGACAUGGACCAGGAUAAAUGCACGUUGACGGUGGUAGGCACUGUCGACCCGGUGCGCGUCGUGCAGAAGCUCAGGAAGGCACGCUUUGCCGCGGAUGUUGUCAGCGUCGAGGACGACAAGCCAAAGGAGCCGGAGAAGAAGAAGGAUCCCUGCCAAGAAGCCUGCGAGAAGGCCUGCAGCUACAAUGAGGGGCCAUGGUACCAUUACGGCUACACGCCAGGCUGCUACUCCAGCCCUUACGCCCAACCCAGCAGCCAGUACUACGGCCACGGCUACGGCAUGCGACCACCGCCGCCGAUGGGAUAUGUGUGCUAUGAGGAGAUCUCACACGGAGGCGGACAAGAAUGUGUCAUUCAGUAG